AACAUCAGUCGCAAGUGUUUUUUUUGUUCGCCCUAAAAUUCAAAUCAAAUCAAAUUUCUCUAGCAAAGUGAUGACACUUUUUGACGCUGCUACAGACAUAAAUACAACACAAUAUUAAACAAUAUAAAAACGAACACACAGCAGCCGGAGCGUUUCCACACAGAAAGGAAGAAUAAACGAAGGCCAAACGGAUAAUUGGAGAUUGGAUGAUAAGGCAGGCGUGCCGCUGCCAGGUCCAGGGAAAAGUGUGCUCUUCUCCGUCCCAACGAUGUCCACCGCCUUUCUGACGCUGUUCGCCGUCAUCGUGUGCAUACUAUUUCGCAUCCUGAACGUGCACAGCCAGCCCCUGAAGCCGAGUGUAUGGUGCCUGGACGAGCAGUUCCUCGAUUGCCUCUACAAAAUAGCGCCUGUAUUAAGAGAGCCCUAUGUCCCGCCGCGACUAUGGGGUUUUAGUGGUCAUGUGCAAACGGUUUUGCACAGCAUUGUCGGACGAGUGCGUUGCCCGUGGCCUUUGGGAGAGCGGGUCUAUCUCUCCCUGCAAGAUGGCUCCACAUUGACCUACGACCUCUACCAGCCCCUCAACGAGCAAGAGGGUAAGUCCAGCCAUCAGUCAAUCUCCUUUUCAUAUCUUAAACUCUUGUUACCGUAUCUUCCAGAUGAUGUAACCGUGGCGAUUUGUCCCGGCAUAGCCAACAGCUCGGAAUCGGUGUACAUACGAACCUUUGUGCACUUGGCCCAGUGCAAUGGCUAUCGCUGUGCAGUAUUAAAUCACAUUGGAGCCCUGCGCAGUGUCCAGGUGACGUCGACACGCAUUUUUACCUAUGGCCACACCGAGGAUUUCGCCGCCAUGGUGGAGAAUUUGCAUCAGAAGUAUCGUCAGAGUCGUAUCGUGGCGGUAGGAUUUAGCUUGGGCGGAAAUCUGGUUACCAAGUACAUGGGUGAGAUGCAAAAGCUUAAGCCAUUGAGCGUCAUCGGUGGAAUCUCCAUAUGCCAGGGCUACAAUGCUGUAGAGGGCACCAAAUGGUUGCUGAAUUGGCAAAACUUCCGACGCUUCUACCUGUACAUUAUGACGGAGAAUGUGAAGAGUAUUAUUCUGCGACAUCGUCACAUCCUGCUCUCCGAUGAGGUCAAGACGCGUCAUAAUCUGAACGAGCGCGAGAUAAUUGCAGCGGCAACUUUGCCAGAGCUGGACGAAGCCUACACCAGGAAGGUCUAUAAUUUCGCCUCCACUCAGGAGCUGUACAAAUGGAGCUCCUCGCUGUUCUACUUUGACACAAUAGAGAAGCCCAUGAUAUUUAUUAAUGCUAAGGAUGAUCCAUUGAUACCAGAGGAUUUGUUGCUGCCCAUCAAGGAGUUUGCAACCACACGACAGAAUACAGCCUACGUGGAGGUGGCCCAUGGCGGCCAUCUGGGUUUCUACGAGGGCGGUUUCCUCUACCCGAAUCCUGUCACCUGGCUGGAUCGCACACUGGUGGCCAUGGUGGGAUCUCUGGUGAUGAUGCACACAGAUGUGGGCAAGGUGACGCCGGCAUAAACUAACAAAUUGUUAAAAACACAACUAUUAAGUGCUUUUGUGUGAAAGUCGGCUGGCGCUGUCUAAAUGAAUCUUAAUCAAAGGGAGAAACCAAACGGAACCAUAUAGAACUUACAUAUAAUGAUUGAUGAUUGAUCACCAAUGGAAACAGGAAAACCAAAAUUGAUGUAUACUUUUGUAAAGUGCAUUUAAAAGUGAAAAUAAUUUAUUACCAAGAUGUUUUGAAAAGUUUUUAUGGGACAACAUUUUACGUUUUAUGAAAAAGCGAAAAGCCAAGCAUAUAAUGUGUCACCUUAAAUUAUAAUUUAGUUAGUUUAUGCAAGUAACAUGUAUGUACCCAUGUACUUAUAAGCAAAAUUCCUAUUUAUUAGCAUUCUAAUUUGUAAUCCCACAGGGUUUUAACUAUAUUUUUAUAUGCCAAUUGUAUGCAAGACACAAACACAUACCACACAACCCCACGAUAUCCAUGUAUCCAGUAAUUAUAAAUUAUAAGUCCCCUGUCGCACAAGCACAUACCCUCGCACCAUAUGUAUAACAACCAAAUGCCUUAUUGUAGACUUAUUUUAUAUAAGUGUGUAUAUGAUUUUUGAAUUAUUUUGAAUCAUCUUUUACUACGAUGCAUUUCGAGUCAAUGAAAGCAACCAAAAAGAAAAUUCGCCCAACGAUGGCCACGAUUUUUUGUACUUUUUCUGAUCUUUACCAGUUGUUAGUCGCAGACAGGAUUUGUUUGUGUUUACAGUGUUUGCAAGCGGUGUGUGAGCAAUGAUAUAUGCAUAAAUAUAUACAAAUAUGAGUUU
Drosophila subobscura is the source of this 2331-nucleotide messenger RNA. RefSeq names its product abhydrolase domain-containing protein 2 (gene Hydr2). Lineage: Eukaryota; Metazoa; Arthropoda; Insecta; Diptera; Drosophilidae. Gene Ontology annotation, molecular function: acetylesterase activity; monoacylglycerol lipase activity. The transcript has 4 exons. The coding region runs from base 269 to 1534 and encodes 421 amino acids. Gene Ontology annotation, cellular component: sperm flagellum; sperm plasma membrane. Gene Ontology annotation, biological process: steroid hormone receptor signaling pathway; medium-chain fatty acid catabolic process; medium-chain fatty acid biosynthetic process. The record is from RefSeq and is a predicted model, not a curated record.